GCUGACUGGUGGGUAUAUAAGACAGUACAUCGUCUCUGUCGUCAGUGUCGCUGUGAGCUCACUGUUACAGCAACUUUUCUCAUUCAGCAUGCAGGAUCACAAUCACAGAAGGGCUCCUCUAGCCUGGUGCCUGGUGUUUUUGGUGCUUGUCCAACAGGUGACCUGCAAUCCUGUGCCAAAAUCAGACACACCUUCAACGUCUGUGCAGGAAGUUCAAAGGUCACUGAAGAGAACCGCUCGAAUGACCCCGUUAUGGAGAAUCAUGGGUACUAAACCUCACGGCGCCUACUGCCAGAACAACUACGAGUGCUCGACAGGAAUAUGCAGGAAAGGCCACUGUUCCUACAGCCAACCGAUUAAUUCCUAAACCGAAGACUCCCUCCUUCUCCGAUCUGACGUUUCUACACCAUCAUGCAUGACGAGAGCUUGAUUCAGUGAGCAACAGGAGGCAACAGAAAAUGCAAUGCAGUUAAUCAUCAGUUAGACAUAUAGUAAGCCACAAAUGAGGCAAUAGGUAAAGUUCUGAAGAUUGUGCUUAUCAUAAGGUACAUAACAUGUGGACUCUUUUGAGAGUGCAUAGAAAACCUCAUAAUCUACCUGCACAGUGGUGUUGCUAUAUUCAAGAAAAGCAUUAUUAGUGGGAUUUGCAUGACUGAUACAUUUCAGGUGGUGCUGGGAAGGUGAUACAGCAGUAUGUGUUUUGGGCCAGUUUCCCUGAUCCAGAUUAAGUCCAGUCACUGUCCUGGAUGUCCGUAGUGCAGAGUAUAGCCUUUGGCACGAACAGCACAUUUCAGGACUAAGCUUAGUCCAAACAUGGAAACUGGUCUGUAGUAUUAGAUCAUGUUACUUGUAAGCUAUAUAUGUAAGUGUAGGCAAACGUGUCUACUAGUGCCUUAGCUCAACCCAAAUGUCGUUGAACCAAAGCUAGCCUGGAGAAAAAGGGACAGAGAAAGUGCAAAGGUUGCCAUUAUCGAUUGUGCCUAGAUAUUAUUAACCAUUAGCCUCCAUCCUCCGCCUUUAUCUGUGUGCUCACGUUUGUUUUAUUUAAUUUAAGACUCAUUUACCUGUCACUAUUUAUGUUGUUAUAUACAAGUGUCUCCACCUCAUCUCAAAGAUCAGGAUUUCCAAGCAUUGUUUCAAUAUGGGAUUACUUAUUUAUUUGUUUGUAUGACUCACCAGUUCAUUUAAAGCUCAUUUUUUAUAUAUCUGACUAUAUAUCACUAAGAUUUAUACUUUAUAUUUACUGUACCGUUACUCUGUAUGUGCAUGUCUUGUAUGAGAACUUUGGGGUUCUGAAAUAAAAACAUGUUCUGAGAAAACA
Labeo rohita (rohu) is the source of this 1321-nucleotide messenger RNA. RefSeq names its product liver-expressed antimicrobial peptide 2 (gene leap2). The record is from RefSeq and is a predicted model, not a curated record. The coding region runs from base 89 to 367 and encodes 92 amino acids. The transcript is spliced from 3 exons. Lineage: Eukaryota; Metazoa; Chordata; Actinopteri; Cypriniformes; Cyprinidae. Gene Ontology annotation, biological process: defense response to bacterium; antimicrobial humoral immune response mediated by antimicrobial peptide.